This is a messenger RNA of Homo sapiens (human), 3213 nucleotides long. It is a transcript of the gene SAV1, whose product is annotated as salvador family WW domain containing protein 1. Gene Ontology annotation, molecular function: molecular adaptor activity. Lineage: Eukaryota; Metazoa; Chordata; Mammalia; Primates; Hominidae. Gene Ontology annotation, cellular component: nucleus; cytoplasm. The transcript is spliced from 6 exons. The record is from RefSeq and is a predicted model, not a curated record. Gene Ontology annotation, biological process: signal transduction; regulation of cell population proliferation; regulation of gene expression. The coding region runs from base 558 to 1610 and encodes 350 amino acids.
AGUGGUAGCGGUUAUUCGGCGGCCCGCGGCGGACCAUGGCCCUGGCCCUGGCCCGGCGUCGCUGGGCUUUCCUCACGGCGUCCCCGAGCAGCGUCGCAGAGCGGGCCGACUUCCGGGAAGGAACUGACCAGCGACUGAGCGGCGGCCGGCGCGCUUAGCGCCCUGAACAUGCGGCAGUCCCUGCGGGCGACCCCGGGCUCCGGACAGGCGGCGGCGGAGGCGGCGGCUCGGGAGGGAAGGAGGCGGCGGCGCCGGCGGAGGUGGCGGCGGAGACGGCCGGCGCCCGGCGCGGAGCCCUAGGGAGGCAGUUCAGCGCGGCCUCGGGCCUCGUCGAGAAGGAUGCUGUCCCGAAAGAAAACCAAAAACGAAGUGUCCAAGCCGGCCGAGGUGCAGGGGAAGUACGUGAAGAAGGAGACGUCGCCUCUGCUUCGGAAUGCGUCGAGAUGUGCGUCAUGUUUGCAAACAUUGCGGGUGUCUCUCGACUGUGCUGCAAGUUGUGCGAACUCUGGGGCAGAAUUCCUUAGUCCUGCUGCCGGAUGCAGACUUGAGAAGAUCUUAUGCCUUCAUUCAUCCGGCAUGGUCCAACAAUUCCAAGACGAACUGAUAUCUGUCUUCCAGAUUCAAGCCCUAAUGCCUUUUCAACUUCUGGAGAUGUAGUUUCAAGAAACCAGAGUUUCCUUAGAACUCCAAUUCAAAGAACACCUCAUGAAAUAAUGAGAAGAGAAAGCAACAGAUUAUCUGCACCUUCUUAUCUUGCCAGAAGUCUAGCAGAUGUCCCUAGAGAGUAUGGUUCUUCUCAGUCAUUUGUAACGGAAGUUAGUUUUGCUGUUGAAAAUGGAGACUCUGGUUCCCGAUAUUAUUAUUCAGACAAUUUUUUUGAUGGUCAGAGAAAGCGGCCACUUGGAGAUCGUGCACAUGAAGACUACAGAUAUUAUGAAUACAACCAUGAUCUCUUCCAAAGAAUGCCACAGAAUCAGGGGAGGCAUGCUUCAGGUAUUGGGAGAGUUGCUGCUACAUCUUUAGGAAAUUUGACUAACCAUGGUUCUGAAGAUUUACCCCUUCCUCCUGGCUGGUCUGUGGACUGGACAAUGAGAGGGAGAAAAUAUUAUAUAGAUCAUAACACAAAUACAACUCACUGGAGCCAUCCUCUUGAGCGAGAAGGACUUCCUCCUGGAUGGGAACGAGUUGAGUCAUCCGAAUUUGGAACCUAUUAUGUAGAUCACACAAAUAAGAAGGCCCAAUACAGGCAUCCCUGUGCUCCUAGUGUACCUCGGUAUGAUCAACCACCUCCUGUCACAUACCAGCCACAGCAAACUGAAAGAAAUCAGUCCCUUCUGGUACCUGCAAAUCCAUAUCAUACUGCAGAAAUUCCUGACUGGCUUCAGGUUUACGCACGAGCCCCUGUGAAAUAUGACCACAUUCUGAAGUGGGAACUCUUCCAGCUGGCUGACCUGGAUACAUACCAGGGAAUGCUAAAGUUGCUCUUCAUGAAAGAAUUGGAGCAGAUUGUUAAAAUGUAUGAAGCAUACAGACAAGCCCUUCUUACAGAGUUGGAAAACCGAAAGCAGAGACAGCAGUGGUAUGCCCAACAACAUGGAAAAAAUUUUUGAGCUGAUUUUUUAAAAAUUUAAGUUUUGUAAGAGCUUUAAAAUAUUUUCACAGAUAAAAAAUUGCAAACAAGUACUCUGGUUAAUAAAUGCUGCUUCCUUUGUGGAAAUUAUAAAAUUCUAACUUUACAUGUAUUUUGUUAUUAGAAAUUUUCUUUUAUUGAAUGAGAAAAAUUAGUCUAUCAUUUUAAGAGCCAAUAUGGCAAACACUUUCAAAUACUGUAUAUUAGGAAACUGUUUUGGUAUUCUUGAUGGAAAAAAACGCAGCGGAAAUGUCAUUAUGAACAGAUGUUAAAUAGGAAAUUAUUACUUGUUAACUUCUUACAGCAGUAGUACCUUCUUUAAAAAAAAAAAAGAAUCUGCGGUAUUUUUUUAAAAAAAAAGUUUACCGCUGUAGUGUGAAAUAUUGUCUGGAAAGGGAUGGUUUAAAUAUUACCAUGAUGUAGUUGAAAUAUAAAAUAGGAUUUGGAACCUUAUUGUGAUAAAUAUUUAUAUAUGAUGUAUGUUUGUCUCCCCUCUCCAAAGUAAGGAACCCAGCUGGGCGUGGUGGCUCACUCCUGUAAUCCCAGCAUUUUGGGAGGCCGAGGUGGGUGGACCGCUUGAGUCCACGAGUUUAAGACCAGCCUGGGCAACAUGGUGAAGCCCCAUCUCUACAAAAAAUACAAAAAAAUUAGCCGGGUAUGAUGGUGUGUGCCUCUAGUCCCAGCUACUUGGGAGGCUGAGGUCAGAGGAUGGCUUGAGCCCAAGAGGCAGAGGUUGCAGGGUCAAGAUCGCACCACUUGCACUGCAGCCUGAGAGAGAGAGAGCCAGACCUUGUCUCAAAAAAUAAAAAAUAAAAAAAUAAAAACAAAAUAAGGAAUCCUUUUAAAGCAUGUUGAGAAAGUAUUUUUUGGUAUGAAUGGGUGACGGGCCUUUUAAUCUUUCAGGAAUACAUAUAAGCAGGAAUACUUAGCCUGUAUUGGGAAGGUGCGUGAAACUCAAAGUUGCUAACAUCAUCUUCCUUAUUUUCAGCCAGUGCUGUUACUGCAUUUAGCAUGGCUCUGACGAGGCAGUGGAGAGUUCCUGACAGCAUAGCAUACUGCCUUCUGACAGACUGGGUUAAGCUACCAAAAAUGACAACCAGGGAUUCAAAAAAAAUUUUUGGUCAUUAAAUCGAAUGUAUAUUAUUACUUUUUAAUUUUCUAAGUAUUUAUCACAGGACUUUAACACCAUAUAUUUCCCUCCCAGUUUUUCUCCCCUUUUGGUUUAAUAGUUAAAACAUUUUUCAUAAUUAGUGCUGUACAUUUGAUUGCAAACAAAUUGGUGAUACUUCUAAACUAUAACUAUAAAUCUCUAGAAUUCUGUGAAUUUCAACAUUAUUUGAAGUAGUUCUUCAGUUAUAUUUACAUGUGUUGUAAAUAUGUAAAUAUACUUUUAGCUUAGGAAGUCUUCCAGAAUACAAACUACUCCCAGUUAGAUAUCAGUGAGUUUGAAUAACUGAAGAAAUGUUGACAAUGUUAAGUGUUUGAUUUUAUAUAACAAGCUUAUUAAAUAUAUUUUUGUGGAAACUAAGCGCGUGGUUUUUGAGUCCAUGUUUUAGACAUAGUGCUGUAUUUCAUUUUUCUGU